Molecule: messenger RNA, 3532 nt
Organism: Drosophila ananassae
Lineage: Eukaryota; Metazoa; Arthropoda; Insecta; Diptera; Drosophilidae
Gene: lin
Product: protein lines
Exons: 2
Coding region: 544-3171 (875 amino acids)
Source: RefSeq, a predicted model, not a curated record
AAACAUUUAGCGUUUUCCAACACUGCACAAUUUAAAGACAAAUUAAAAAGACCGUAUAUUUAAAAUGGCGUCAGUGUUGGAAAAAGAGAGGUAUUUGUUUCUUAAAAAAUAAAACCAAAAUAGAAUAAAAACAUAGACAGCUCAAUUUGGAGGCUUUAAGUGCGAAUCUAAACCGUCAGAAAGUGGUGCCGCGCAUGUUCGAUUAACCCAGUACUAAGACUGACAUGUCGUUGGCGAGAGUGCAACAAGCGAGAGCAACAAGUGAUUCGUGAAAAGCAAAUUGUGGCAAUUUAAAAUGUCUAAACCAGCAGCUAGUCCGCCUGGCUGCAGCUAAACCACCAUAAUCCGCCCCAGAGCACCCAUAAUAGGUGUCGGAAUAGGAGCUGCGCCCCUAAAAACGCAGCGACUCCAGUGUGCACACGUAACCUUGUGUGCGCGUAGCACGGAAGCUGUUGCUGCUACUUUGGCUUGGUUCGGAAUCGGAAUACUUGUUCGCAGACUUGAUUGCGUGCUUUUCCACGGACGUCGGGUACGUUUCCGAAGAUGGAUACAAAUUCCGGAGCUGGAUCUGGAUCUGGAGCCGGACCGGAUGGUGAUGGGGAAGCGGGUCCCUGCUCCACGGUGACGACGCACAACGAGCAGCCGCAAACGAAACGCCAAAAGAUCGAAAAGCAGUUCAAACAUGAUCGGAGCUGUAAGGCGCUUACCCCCUCCCCGCCGGACAUCCUUGACGGGAGGAGGGGGGAGGCGGUGUUGGACGCCAACAGCAACAACAAGAACCAUCUCUGCUCAUCGCUCUCCUCGUCGUCGACGCACUCGCUGUCUACGCCCAGCAGUACCAACAACUCUCCCACCACGACGCCGUGCAGCUCCCGCGCAGCGUCCUACGCCCAGUUGUUGGGCCACAACACCUUGCCACAAAAUGGGGAAGCGGAGACGCACGUCGCCGACCCCGAGUCCACCAAGGACGAGGUGGACCGCGCCGCACAAUUGCCAGACCUGCUGAGCCUCAACAAAUCAAACAGUAGCAGUAACAUAAGCCUAAGCAGCAGCCGCAACAACUGCAUUCCGGCCGCCCCCGUCGACGAUAUGCUGGAGUUCGAGCAGUCCCUGACCCGCCAAUGCCUCUGCGGCGUUUCGGAGAGGACGCUGCGAAAGCCAUUCCAGUCGCACUACUCCCAGGACAGCAACGGACAGAAGCGAAUCGCCUAUCUCCGCGAAUGGCCCACCAACAAGCUGUUGCAGUUUUUGUCCAACCUGCAGCUGCUCUUCGACAUAUACCUGAAGCAGAAUGCCAAGGGUUUCAUCUGUACUCGGAUAAUGGACGUCUGCGACGCACUGAUCCGCAACGACCACAAGCUCAUCGACGAGAUAAUCGUGCUGGCCGGCUACGAUAAUCCCUACGUGCAAUUCUUGGCGGGCCGCGUCCUGGCGGCAUUCCUGGUCAUUGCCAAACAGGAGCUGAACGACGAGUGGCUGCAGAAGAUCGUAGACCAGCUAUUCAACUUUGAGCAGCUGGAUCAGGCUGCCGUCCAGAAGAUCCACUUCAGCCUGGACAUAAUCAAGCGAAUCGUCGAGUGGAAGGACAUGGAAAUCCAUCCGCUGGACGACGACUGGAUGGCGGCGGCUAGCACGGCGACAGCAGCCUCUUCGGUGGUACCCCUGCCGAGCGAAGCCUCUGUGAGCUACAUGCACUUUCCCGUACAGGAGCAGCCCCUAGCCACCAACUACUUUGCGCUGCAGUUCCGCGAAGAUUCAGGUGUGGAUGCGGAGCCAGAACCAACCGACAAUCGUGAGAGACAUCGAAGGCACUUCGGCGAUGAGAUGAACGACGCAUACGACUCUCACUCACAUACUGCAGCCCAGCCAACAUCCACGCCCACGUCCGUGCCCAGCGGCUGUCACGUUGUCACACUCACCGACUCGGAGAGCUUCGACACCACGCACCUCAAGUGUAUUACCAUUCAAAAGCUGGAACACAAGUGGCCCACUUUGGUGAAGAAUAUGUCGGAGCUGAUGGCACCCACGCACCAGGAUGCCACCGAGCACUGCGUCCUAAACUUCCUGCAACUGUGGGAGAACAUCAUCUCGGUGAAGGCCAACCUGUCGAUUGAUGAGACGCGCCCCUACUACGCCCAGUUGGACAAGUUCGAAAUGCUGCUCAACCACAACCUCUCCUGCACCGUCUACAAACAGAUGCUCUGCCUCUUCAACGAGGCCCUAUGCUACGGAUCCACGCUGGCACUGCAGGACAUGCUACCCGAGGAGACGUGCAAGCUGGCCCAUCAAAUCGUACGCCAUGUGCGAGGCUUCCGAAUCCUUGAGUCCCUGCCGCGCCGCCAGCCCGACAACAUGGCCAGCCUCAUUGGUUACAACGGCAGGCCGCUGAUAUAUAACAGCGGGAGCAUAUCCUUGGCGUCGCAGUCUUCGCCGUCCAUGGGUGCCGGGCAGGAUGGAGACGAUGUUGCGCCACUGGACCUCAUCGAGAUGGACAAGACGCUGCUGCAAAAGAUGGUGCUGCUGGUGCUGAAAUCAAUAGCGGUGACUGUGAAGGAAAUCCGCAGUGAUUCGUCCGAUUCGUCUAUAGACUCGAGCGACUACGACGCCUUCCAAGACAUGAUGCUCAUUGAGCGCUCCAUCCGGGACGUGCUCAGUAAGCUGGAGCGCUUCAUCAAGCAGACGCUGGAGUUCCACCCGGAGUGCCACUUCAGCAAGAUCCUGAUCCAUCUUUUCGACGACCAAGACGACCACCUGAUCGAGGCCAUGGUCUGUACGCUGGACGUCACUUCGGGGAUAUCAUUCCGGAACAACGCCUUCCCCGAACUGGUGGACAUGCUGAAUCCGGUGUACACAUUCCUGGAGUUCCUCAAGAUGACCUCGAACAGCUCGGACCUGCUGCUGGACCUACUUGUGAGCAACGAGACCUGCUUCCUGCUCUACCUUCUGCGGUUACUCAAGUACGUGCGCAUGAACUGGACGAUGUUUGUGCACAGCUGCAACAGCUUCGGCAUGGGCAGCACCAUGCUCGAGGAGGCGAUGGGUGUGCUCAUACGGUUGCGCCUGCAGAUAUCGCGUCUGGUGUCGCGCCAAUUGUAUCCCUAUGACAUUUCGCCGGUGCUGCGCCUGCUCGAGAGCUGCGAGAGUCUGUACGAGGGCAAUGAGCUGAGCUGAGCGCCGCCAGAAAUUGAAAACGACUAUAUGCAAUUAAAAUACGUAAUUUAUUUUAAUAUUUAAUGGAAUAGGAGAAACUAGCGCAAAAUUCGAUGAAAUGGAUCCUUGUAGCAUAUCACUCCACUCCACAACACUCCACUCCACUCCACACUUCGACAUAUCUCCGCAUCCCGAUCCAGUAACGCGAUAACCCUAGUUAAGUUCUAUAUACUCUUCAUCCGUUUCGCAGGCCUCUCCACCUAGUUACAUAGCUGUAUGUAGUUUUCAUUGUAAUGAGCAUCAUGAAUUCCAAACUAAGCACUACCUUAGCCUAAGAUUGUGUUAAUCUUGCCUUAAGUAGAGUAAUAUAGAGUAUACUGAA